UUAAUGAAACCUAUUUGAAAUCAGAAGGACUCUCUCUCCUCUCUUAGAGAGAGGUUUUCUCUCAAAGAGAUCUCUACCCUCUUCACAAAAACAGAUCUUUCAGAGGGUUAGAGCACCAUUAACCCAGGUGCUUAAUGGGUUGCUUAUUGGGUUUUGGAUUAAAAAAAAAAGGAAAAGAAAAGAAUUAGAGAAGCAGCGAUGCUUAAUUAAGCCUCGGAAGCAGCGUGUCUUAUUGGACACGUGUUGUCCAAACAACCCUCCGCGUUCCUUUCUCUCUCUCGUGAAACGGAAACGUCUCGUUCUCUCUCUCGACGACUCCGUCUUCUCUCUCGACGAAAUCGACGCCUCCUCGACGCUAAGCGCAGCUCAAACCCGACACAGUGCCCAAGCUCCUGAAGCUUUACCUGCUCUGACCGACUAACUCAUCGGCGCGAUGAUGUCUCCUCUGUGGCGAUCGUAUGAUCCAAACCUCAUCCAAGAACCUACCGUCUACAGGUUGAAUGAAGCAGUGAUGCAUUUUGGUGAAAGAAAAAUCUACUGAAAAUGUGCAGACCUCUCAACCGAGCGGAACACACUCGGAUCUUUCAAUUCAAAUACCGCCUAGACCAAUCCCAUUCGGUGGUGCCGGCCGUAUCCCAAAAGGUUCUCUGAAACAAGCGCAGUGACAGGGAAAGUAGGGACUGGUUCCAACUUUGGAUGCAACUUAUUCAUGUCCACAAUCAAAAUACAGAUACACAAACAGAGUAGAAGAAGAAAGGCAUAUAUUAAAUUAUCAGAUCAUACAAAAUUGGUAGGUGAAGACAAAACAGAAGCCGUGUGUGUACUGUGUACAAAACUAUUAACUCAUUUCUGGAGAUGAUACCGAGAAAGAAAGUCUUGAUACGAAGAAGAACGAUCUUGCCAUUGAGAAACAAGCGCCUUGCACAUAAACCUAUCAUCCAACACCUCAAGCCCUGAUCUUCCUCCACCAACAACAUCAUCAUCACUGUCUUUACGACACACUUAGGAGACAAACUUUGCGAGUUCUUCUGAAUCAUCUGUCUUUGUGAUUGGAGAAUAAGCAAUGAACCGCUUCUUCUCCUUCUCUGAAAACCACAUGUCAUCGUCAAGUGGUAUGGUUGUCUCGCCUGCACCUGAGUUUGCCAUUUCACUAGCCGCUUUGGAGAUUUGGUUGCACCUCUCAGCGAACUCUGCAUCUGGCGAGAAUAACUCUUGUUGUUCUAAAUUUACACAACCGUUGCGGAGCUCGUGUAAUGUUAAGAGAACUGGGAGUGGGAGAACAGGACCAAUGAGAUCAACACCAGGCCGCACUCUUGUUUCCACAAAAGAAAAGGCGGUACCUGCGGAAACUCCGGAACAGAUAAGAACUCGAGAGACGGUUUCUUCUUGUCUAACAGAACACCUUCAACCUCAGUGUAGUUUGAGAACGCAAGCAACAAAAGCUCUAUAGGUAAGCUUGACCAGGUCUCUCUCAACGCGAUAUCGAAAACGCUUGUUGGUGAGUUGAUACUGUCGAAGACUGCAGUAACUGUGGAGGAGCAUCUAUCUCUACCGAACCCGCAGAGAUUCAGCUUCUCGCAUAGCUCCUCGUGGUAGGUUAAGCUGAGAGGAUCGCUCUUCUUCUUCGAACCUCCUGAUGGUCUAUUUUUACUAAUCCUCGAUUCAAACAACUUGGUGAGGUUCCCUUUUGUGUAAGCAGAGAGAUAGUCUAGUUCGAGGUAUUUGAACCGACGAGGGAGUUUGUAUAUGUUAUCAUCAGGGAAGUACAAUAAGUUCACCUCGUCAGAGGUGGAGUCUCUGUGAGUCACUACUCCUCCCAAGCUAGGAGAAGAACGAAACUUGAGUGCUUCUAGCUUCCCUGAGGAUUUUAACUGAAUCAAAGUAAACCCAUCUGAUGAACUGAGUGAUGGAAGGUACUUGUUUAAAACUCCAAAGCCAAGAACAAGAACUCUCUUCUUCUGCCAAUCGAUCCAGACGGGGAGAGACUCUUUCAUUAUCACUUCUCUAAUUGCACAAUCUCCACAUAGACAUUUACCAGCUGGUGAGAGUAGAUUGUGUGGAAGCUCCCAGACAUACAAGGAAGAAGGAUCACUGGCAACAGAAGGAGAAGGUCCAUAACAGAACAUCUGAGACUCUGCAUUCCAAAACGACCCUACUACAACGCAUGAAGUGGUUGAUUCAUCUGUCCGAAACCCGAGAUCAGACAAGCUAUAAACAUCAAUAAAGCAAAGCUUCUCAACAUCAUGCUGCCAUUUCAACAAAGGCACUCCUGACCUCUGAUCACAAAGAUACAGAUAGCUCCUAAAAGCUAGAAGAAACCCAAAACUAUGGUCACUACUAGCCGCCUUGGCAAACGCAACAAACUCUUCAGCUCCAGCCAUGUCCAGACUCUCAGACUCCAACAAAGCUCUCACACUACAACAACUCCCAGAGGUUCUGGUGAUAACAAAAACUGCAUCAGACCGAGCAACGAUAAAAGUCCCAAGCCUCCAACCAAACUCACACCCUAACCAACACUUCCCUUGAUAAUCCUCCCACGAAACCUUCAUCUUGCAACCUCUGAAUCCACUGCAAUGUCUCUCAUUCAGUUCAAACACAAAGACCUCGCCGUUCUCUAACAACACCAAACACUCUCCACUAAGCUGAGAGCUCCAAGAAGCGCUAGCAACCAAAGAGCUCUUAAACUGCUGACCUCCAAUGUAACUCAAAACCGGUCUGCCUCGAGACUCAUCGUACUUGACGCAGUACCAAUGAACCGAAUACAGCAAACAAACCAUAACGUAACCCAACUCAUUAUGUACUCUCAAAUCACCAGCACUAAUAUCUUCAAAACUCUAGAAAAGAACCGCUCUUUCGCUACGAAGACUUCACCUUUAUCCAAACCCAUGACCUGGAUGUCAUCCCCGGAGACGGAAACCACCACGAACCCGAGCUGAUCGGGGAAAGGAAGAAACUGAUACGCUUUAAAAGGAUCACUCGACCGGAUUUGGAAAAGAUAUGAACUCCAAGAGGAGAUCUGAUGGAAUGAGGGGUCGCACAAAGGUUGCGGAGUGGCCUUUGAUAUUCCCGAACCAGAUUGUUGCCGGAUGUGACUCACCGGUCCAACAAAGAGGCAAUCUUGAACCGUUGCUUGAUAUGACUCACAAGACCAACUGAUGCGCCUCAGUACAUGGAUCAGUACAUGGAACCAGACCAGGAUGGGGAACAGGACGAUCAGAUCAUUCCAACCGAGGUUCAGGCAGACGACCGUUCCAGACAGACACACCGAGCCGUGUACCGGAUCGACCCGCACGCAGCCGGAAAAGAACUAAGGCUAGAACCAUGUCCAGAUGACCAAACCGACCGUACCGGAGCCCGUCUUUCCCGACCAACUCGCCAAGCCAAGACUGAUGGUCGAGCCGGAACCCACUUGGGUCGAGUGGAAAUCGAGACAGACCAUAGUCUUUCCCUUUUGGUCCGUCUGAUCCGAGCCGAGUGUCCCAAUGAGCGUACUGAUGGAUCAGCCGGCCAGUAUGAUCUGUUCUUGAACUUUGAUGAUCAAAAUUUCUCUAAGGCACGGAUUCUACAACUGUCCAAGGACUUGGGUCGUGCUGGAACCAAGUUGGCGCAUGAGCCUUACCCGGCUGACCGUCCGGAACGCGCCACGCCUGUUCUGCUCCUUACCGCGAAGGAACCACUUGGUUCAGACGAACCUGGACGUUAGCCGAAGAGUCAUCUUUGACCAGAUCUGGAAUUUAAGAGUUUAAUACAUUGUCUUUCAAAAUUCUAGUCAGAUUCGAUUUACUAAGUCUAUCUUUAAUACAUUCAUAUGUCUCUUUCUAUUCCUCAAGUAGUAUAAAUAUGUAAACACUUCUAUCAAUAAAAUCAUUCCAUUUUCUUUAAACUUUUUGAGUCUUACUCUUUGUUCUUUGCUUAGAACUUUUCUAGUUUUCUUGGUGUGGUUAGCUCCAAGCAAACGCCCUUGUCCGUUGGUCUUGUGAGUCAUAUCAAGCAACGGUUCAAGAUUGCCUCUUUGUUGGACCGGUGAGUCACAUCCGGCAACAAUCUGGUUCGGGAAUAUCAAAGGCCACUCCGCAACCUUUGUGCGACCCCUCAUUCCAUCAGAUCUCCUCUUGGAGUUCAUAUCUUUUCCAAAUCCGGUCGAGUGAUCCUUUUAAGGCGUAUCAAAGUGGUAUCAGAGCCACUCUUCCGGUAUCUCUUUUCAUUCCAUCUUUCUCAACUACCAUUUUCUUCAUUUAAAAAAAAAAAAAAAAAAAAAUCUUCUUCUAUCUAUCUUGAAUCCGGGCCCCUCAUUACCAUCCAUUUAAAAAAAAAAAAAAAAAAAAAAGAAAGAUCUACGAUUUAAAAAAAAAAAAAAGUUUCAAGUUCGAUUUGUGGAUUGGUGGUGGAAGAGAAAGCCUGCUGGCUGAGGAGAAAUCCAGCCUUUGAGGUGGUUAAAACGGAUUCCAAAAGCUAAAUCUCUUAUCUUUCUCUCUUUACAAAAAAAAAAAAAAUUAUUACCUUGUUUGCUUGAAGUUUGUCCCUUGGAAUUCCUUGAUUAGAUCUUUUAGAACCUUGAGUAUAAGACUUGUGAGUGAUCAACAAAAAUCUGAGAGAAACACGUGUGUGGGUGAGAUCAAAACACUUGAGAGAGUGAGGUAUUUUUAUCUAAAGUUUUGUGUUUAAGAAGUUUCAUGAACCAAGUGAAGACGAAAGGAGCCGACCCGGAAACUCAGUGGCCGGUUUAUCUAACUUUCAGAUGCGAGCCUUGAAUGAUUCUUUUACUAACCUUAUGAAUGCAGGUCUUGAGCAGAUCCAUAUAAGGCUAGAUGAGAUCCAGAACAGUCAACAGCCGCGUCCUCGAACCAGAGCAAGAAGAGAUCGCCCAAGGAGGCCAAACCGGUCUGAUGAUGAGAUCCGAGAGGAGGACUCUCAUGAGGACGAGGACCGAUCCAUAAACCGACCUAGGAGGGGUCACAGAAACCAGGAACCAGGUGAUGUCAAUCCUUUUGCUAGAAAUGAACGUGCUAAUGAUAGCUUAAGUGGAUUGAAACUAAAAAUCCCACCUUUUGAGGGUAAAAAUGAUCCUGAUGUUUUUCUUGAAUGGGAAAGAAAAAUUGAACAUGUCUUUGAUUGUCAAAACUUUUUUGAACUUAAGAAAGCUAGACUAGCUGUUACUGAAUUUUCUGGCUAUGCUAUUAAUUGGUAUGAUCAAGUUGUGACUCACAGGAGGAGAACAGGUGAGAGACCAAUUGAGACAUGGGAUGAGUUUUCCAUGCUGAUGAGGAGACGAUUUGUUCCUGCUCAUUAUCACCGAGAUCUCCACCAGAAACUCCGACGCUUACUUCAAAGCACUAAGUCCGUGGAAGACUACCACCAGGAGAUGGAAACUUUGAUGAUCAAGGCCGAUGUAGACGAAUCCGUGGACGCCACUAUGGCUAGGUUCCUUUCUGGCCUUAACCGAGACAUCCAAGAUCGUAUGGAACUACAAGAGUAUGGAACUGUGGAGCAAAUGUUGCACAAAGCCAUCCUGAUCGAACAACAGGUCAAAAGAAAGAGCUACUCAAAGCCGGCCUUUGCUCUUAAACCGUCCUUUACUCCUAAGCCAAGUUAUCAAGACAAAGGUAAGUCUUCUGCCACAACAAAUACAGCUUUAAAGACUGAUGCUCCUGCUCGUGUUGACAAAGGAAAAGCUAUUGAGAAUCCUAGCCGUGCAAGAGACAUCAGAUGCUUCAAGUGUCAAGGCCUAGGACACUAUGCCAACAAAUGUCCGAACCAAAGAGUAAUGAUUCUCAUGGAAAAUGGAGAGGUUGAGUCCGAGGACGAGCAAGAGAACAAGGAGGAUCUUGGUCCUAUCUUUGAUGAGGAAGAGGAGUCCUUUGACUACCCACAUCAUGGACCACUACUUGUUGCGAGGAAGGCUUGGAACGGUCCCAUCUUCGAUGAGACGGACGGUCAUGCUAACGGCCACACGGACGACGACCUUGGCCCGGUCUUCGACAUUGAUUCUGAGCCGAUCUUUGAUAAGGAGGAUUGCUUUGACUAUCCAGCUCACGGACCACUACUGGUUACUAGACGUUCCUUGAGUGUUCAGCCCAAAACCAAUGAAAAAGAACAAAGGGAGAAUCUCUUUCAUUCUCGUUGUUUAAUCUCUGAAAAAGUUUGUUCUUUGAUCAUUGAUGGUGGGAGUUGUACUAAUGUUGCUAGUGAUACUCUUGUCAGGAAGCUAGGGCUAGCUACUCGACCUCUUUCACGUCCUUUCAGGUUGGAAUGGCUCAAUGAAACUGGUGAACAGCAUGUCAAGGAACAAGUCACAAUCCCUCUUACCAUUGGACGAUAUGAGGAUGAAGUUGUUUGCAACGUUCUUCCUAUGGACGCUUGUCACAUCCUUCUAGGCCGUCCAUGGCAGUUUGAUAAGAGAGCAGUGCAUGAUGGCUUCACAAACCGACACUCCUUUGACCACAAAGGAAAGAAGAUCACGCUGGUUCCCUUGUCUCCAUUAGAGGUUCACCAAGAUCAGGUCCAACUCAAGAAGAACCGUGACCAGGAACCUAAGCCGGACGAGCCUGAGUCAUCUCAACGAAACUCCAACUUCUUCAUAAAACAAAGUCAGGUUAAGAGGUCUCUUUACUCCCAAAAGCCAUUUCUUUUACUUGUGUAUAAAGAAUCUCUUAUGGCUUCACUUUCUUCUGACCUUGCACCGGAGAUUCCGAGUGAGUUGCUAGAUAUUUUGCAGGACUUUUCUGAUGUGUUUCCAGAUGAGAAUCCUAAGGGAUUGCCACCAGUUCGAGGCAUAGAACAUCAGAUCGAUUUUGUCCCGGGAGCCUCUCUACCGAACCGGCCAGCCUAUCGAACCAACCCAGUUGAAACCAAAGAACUUCAGAAGCAGGUUGGUGAUCUUCUGGAGAAAGGACACAUCAGGGAGAGCCUCAUCCCUUGUGCCGUGCCUGUCCUCCUAGUGCCCAAAAAGGACGGAUCUUGGCGCAUGUGCGUGGACUGCCGUGCCAUCAACAACAUUACGGUAAAGUAUAGGCAUCCCAUUCCUAGGCUUGAUGACAUGCUAGAUGAGUUGCAUGGUUCAUCAGUUUUCUCUAAGAUUGACUUAAAAAGUGGCUACCACCAAAUUAGAAUGAAAGAAGGUGAUGAGUGGAAAACUGCAUUUAAGACGAAACUAGGAUUGUAUGAGUGGCUUGUCAUGCCAUUUGGUCUUACUAAUGCACCUAGCACUUUUAUGCGUUUGAUGAAUCAUAUCUUGAGGUCUUUCAUUGGUCAUUUCGUGGUUGUUUACUUUGAUGAUAUUCUCAUCUACAGCAAGAAUCUUGAUGAUCAUAAGAUACACUUGAAAUCUGUUCUUGAUGUUCUACGGAAAGAAAAACUUUUUGCAAAUCUUGAAAAAUGCUCUUUUGGAACAGAUCACGUGGUGUUCUUAGGCUUUGUUGUAGGUGCUGAUGGGCUCAGAGUGGACGAGGAAAAGAUCAAAGCCAUCCGAGAUUGGCCGAGUCCAACGACUGUGGGCGAAGUAAGAAGUUUCCAUGGCCUAGCCGGCUUCUACAGACGGUUCGUCCAGGAUUUCAGUACCAUAGCCGCUCCGCUUACUGAGGUAAUCAAAAAGAACAUGGGGUUCAAGUGGGAACAAGCCCAAGAGGAGGCAUUCCAGAUUCUAAAAGGGAAGUUAACUCAUGCUCCUUUGCUUACUCUCCCUGAUUUCUCUAAGACUUUUGAGAUCGAAUGUGAUGCUUCGGGUGUUGGUAUUGGUGCUGUUCUCAUGCAGGAUAGGAAACCCAUUGCUUACUUCAGUGAGAAACUUGGAGGAGCCACGCUCAACUACCCCACUUAUGACCAGGAGUUGUAUGCUUUGGUGAGGGCUCUUCAGACAUGGCAGCAUUAUCUUUGGCCAAAAGAGUUUGUGAUCCACACUGAUCAUCAGUCCUUGAAACACCUUAAGGGCCAGCAAAGCUGA
This is a messenger RNA of Brassica napus (rape), 7939 nucleotides long. RefSeq lists its product as uncharacterized. Lineage: Eukaryota; Viridiplantae; Streptophyta; Magnoliopsida; Brassicales; Brassicaceae. The record is from RefSeq and is a predicted model, not a curated record. Gene Ontology annotation, molecular function: zinc ion binding; nucleic acid binding. Bases 4739 to 7939 code for a protein of 1066 amino acids. The transcript is spliced from 4 exons.